Messenger RNA from Hibiscus syriacus, 1399 nucleotides. RefSeq lists its product as uncharacterized. NCBI's taxonomy places the organism in Eukaryota, Viridiplantae, Streptophyta, Magnoliopsida, Malvales, Malvaceae. Bases 497 to 1399 code for a protein of 300 amino acids. The record is from RefSeq and is a predicted model, not a curated record. The transcript has 4 exons.
CUUGGUAUCGUUUGCUCCUGUCAUUUUUCUCACACUGUCGCCAAAUUUUGCGAGCAUUCAGGAUUAUGUGAUAUGAACCCUGGAGAUGCUGUCCGCAUGGAAAGUGGAGAGACCAUUGCACGAUGGCGGAACUCAGCUUUGAGAAGUUUGGGCAACGAGAACACUGGAUGGUGAUGUUUUUCUGAUGCUUUAGAUCAGGGUUCCGGAAGAUCAUAGUGGAUGGGACUGGCCUGAAGGACUAAUCCAACUACUGAUUUGGUGAAAUCCAGUGCAGCCAUGCUGAAAUAUCUAGUACUUCUCAUGUGGCUAAUCUGGUUAGUUCAUCUCAAGGUUUGUCAAGGUGCAUGGACAAUUCCAUGUUUCUGAGUAAAAAUUCUGCCACUGGUCUCUUGCCUAACAAACAAGAGCGAAAGAAUGAGGGUAAUAUAACUUUCUUCUCAAGCACAUUUUUGGUGCUUCCCGAAGCAAUUUGCACGAUGUUGCUGAUGGCCAGAUAAUGGAGUCUGCUUUCUGUAAGAGUUCAGCAAUGUCAACUUCUGGUGAUAGGGAUUCAGAUAAUGGUUGUCAGUCCAUGUCUGCCUGGAUUGAUUCUAUAUUGAAGACUGGAAACUCAUCUCUUACCCACUCUAGUUUGCAAAAUUUAAGAACCUUGGGCCGGAAUUAUGAUGCAAGUGCAUCUAGAAUCACAGAUGAUGUAAUUUCUGACAGACGCCGCUUCCUCAAAUGUGGAGUUAAAGCUUGGACAACCAUAUCAGCCAAGUCAGUUAUAGGAAACUAUGCUUUACCAGUUAUACCCAACAUUUUGACACGGGUAUUAAUCCUUCUAAGUCAUGCUAUUCUGAGAAGAUGGUUGGUCGUGCUACGUUUUGCGGGGAGGAAGAAUCUAGGCAAUAUUGUCAUCAGGCUGCAGACUCUUAUAACCACUACAAGAAAACCACAAAGCCUAUUGGACUUUGGUAACCAUGUGUUUGCUGCCAGCAGUCUUGUGGAUGCUACCAAACCAGAAAGCAGAGGUGAUGUCACCAAAAGUGUAGUAGUUCCCUUAUUUCCAGAGCUCCCGCUGGAAGGGAGUGCAUGCUCUAAAGGUACUAAUAAUAUGGUCAGUGAAUGUAGUACGCCAAAGAUAUUUCAUUGUGGAUCUAAUACUACCAAGUUUGACCCACUAAAUGCUCCCAUGAAAACUGGAAAUUGUUCAGGGAGGCAGUUGAAUAUGCCUGAGUUAGGUUUCUGCAGAUUAACAGAAAAAGGAAAAGUUGCAGGAUUGGGAUGUGUUCCUGUUGGCUUUUCUGAUGCAAUAGAUCCGCAUUUAGAAUCCAUAAGGAGGUGGAAAGUUCUAGGAAUGUCACUGGUGUGGUGCCUGGAUUUUCUGCAGUGCUCGACAUGCCUGUCAAUCGUCUAA